Molecule: messenger RNA, 2723 nt
Organism: Ostrea edulis (European flat oyster)
Lineage: Eukaryota; Metazoa; Mollusca; Bivalvia; Ostreida; Ostreidae
Product: acetylcholine receptor subunit alpha-like 1
Exons: 5
Coding region: 456-1970 (504 amino acids)
Biological process (GO): signal transduction; chemical synaptic transmission; regulation of membrane potential
Cellular component (GO): synapse; neuron projection; postsynaptic membrane
Molecular function (GO): acetylcholine-gated monoatomic cation-selective channel activity; transmembrane signaling receptor activity
Source: RefSeq, a predicted model, not a curated record
GGAGGCACGCAAGGCGCGGACGAUAGAGAAAGUAUGCGGUAAAUCUGACAGCGAAUGACAGGGGGAAUGCUAUGACCAUUCUAAAACAACUUCGCGCUAUUUUGGAAUAAAAACGUUUAAUGAAUAAUUCUUAAUCAUCUGAUGCAUACAUCUCUGCUCCAGAAUAAUAUUAUAAGACUGAUUAUAUUGGCCAUGUAAUGAAGACGGGCAGCGAAUGACCUUGCAGCGAAAAGUCGAAUAAUGUUUAUACACGUGCUCAGACAUGCUGUAUGGUGUCGUCUUCGAUAGGUUAACUAUUCAAAAUAAAUAAAUAUUCGCCAGUUCAUUUAACAACAAACGGAUUAACAUAGAAAUGGAAAUACACUUUGUGGACAGUUGGACUGCGGAGAAUCAUUGGUCGUUCAGGGCAGUUCAAUGACAGUGAUGUAAAGCCGUGUCGGAGCAGGGAUAAGUCAAUGAGAAUGGAUUUCAUGGCGAUGCUUGUUUCCGGAAUAAUUACCAGUCUCUUGGGAUCUGCAACAUGCAGGCAUGAACCCGCAGAAAAAAAACUCCACGAGUACCUGCUGAGUGAAACGUAUAGUAAGCUGAUCAGACCGACCGGAAACAACUCGGUCCAACUCACAGUCAAACUGGGCAUGCGCCUGUCACAGCUACUGGACGUGGAUGAGAAGAACCAGAUUAUGACCACCAGUGUAUGGCUGAGACAGGAGUGGGUGGACUUGAGAUUGAGGUGGGAUCCGCGAUCUUACGGUGGUAUCUCCAUGACUCACAUCCCCUCCGACUCUCUAUGGCGACCUGACAUCGUCCUCUACAACAAUGCAGACGGAGACUUCGUUGUGACGUUACAUACAAAAGCUACUGUGUACCACACGGGUAAAAUUAUCUGGGAGCCCCCCGUCAUCUACAAGACGUACUGUCCCAUUGACGUGGAAUACUUUCCCUUUGACAUGCAGGAAUGUUUUAUGAAGUUCGGAUCGUGGACCUAUGAUGGACACGAAGUGGACCUUCAGCAUCUGUGCGACUCUCAAGCCGUCUUUUACGAGACAACAAAGCAGAAAGUGAUCGACCGAGGAAUCGACCUCAAAGACUUCUACCAGAAUGUGGAGUGGGACAUCAUAAACGUCACAGCCCGCCGGAAAGAAAAGUUUUAUCCAUGUUGUCCCGAACCGUAUCCAGACAUUACUUUCAACAUCACAAUCCGACGGCGGACACUGUUUUACUCUCUUAACCUCAUCAUGCCGUGCCUGUCAAUUUCCUGUCUUACAGUGCUGGUGUUCUACCUCCCGUCCGACAGCGGUGAGAAGAUCACCCUGUCAAUCUCCAUACUUCUAGCCCUCACCGUGUUCUUCCUGCUGCUCUCCGACAUCAAUCCUCCAACAUCAUUUGUUAUACCACUGAUCGGGAAAUACCUUCUGUUUACAAUGAUAGUUGUGACGAUGUCAAUCUUUCUUGCAGUCUACACGUUAGGAAUUCAUUUCAGAAAACCCUCCACACAUCGCAUGAAUCCAUGGGUUAAACGGGUAUUUACAGAAAUUCUUCCGCGGAUACUAUUAAUGAAAAGACCAGAUUUGACACGUAAGCCUAAAGUGAGCGUGCGUAAACCUAAUGGAAUAGAACUUAGGGACAUGGGGUCGAUUCACGACUCCACAGAGAGCUGGCUGAACGGCCCCGACAACUUACGUCGCAGAAACAAUUGUGGGGGAUCGGACAUAAUGAGAAGAUAUCCACCUGAGGUCAGGGAAGCCCUGUCUGGGGUUAAAUUCGUGGCUGACCACCUCAGAAGCAUGGAUGAGGAUAAUAUGGAGGAGAGAGAUUGGAAAUAUGUUGCUAUGGUGAUGGAUCGGCUGUUUUUAUACAUUUUCACUACAGCCUGUAUAUGUGGAACUCUCAGUAUUUUUCUAUAUGCCCCGUCACUUUAUGAUCCGAGAGAACCUCUCAAAACAGAUGAAGUCACAAACUGCACCUACUGAAAAAUUCUAGUUUGAUAGGCCAGUGGAUCUCACAACAAAAAUUUUCUUUCUGAUUUUCAAUCAUACUAAUUUUGAAAAUCAGCAAGAGAUGAUAUAAUAAUAAAUUAUAUUGGUUUCUAAUUUUGAUAUUUGUUGUAGUAUUUUUAAUGAAAAAACUGCAUUAUUUUGCAUGACUUUAAUUAUGUAUAUCAUACAUGGGCACAAUACAACAGGUUUCUAAUGUUGUUUUAUAUAUGAUGCACUUCCAAUCAUAAGAGCAGUAUAUUGUUUUGUCAGCUGCAACUAUUUUGAAGAUUCUGUGAAAUUGUGCAUGACGUAAGACGUGAUGUCAAAUGCCCGUAUAUCAAGACAAAUGAGCUGAAGGAUUGGCAGACAUCUUGUUUCCACUUUUCCACUACCUGUGUCCACUGUCUUCACAAAAAAAUCUGAAAUGUCAGGAGGAAAUUUGAUGUCGCUAAGAUACAAUUGUUUGGUUAAACAAAGAAAUGUGAUGCAUCAGAGACAUGUGAAACCAUUGAGAUUAGUUAUUUCAUAAUAAUACAUAUAUGUGCUGUCAGAAAUACAAUGCAUGUAGCUAUUACUGGUCAUACAGUAUGACUGGUGUUAUCUGUCAAAUCUUUCAUUUAUGCCAAGCAUGUAUGUCCAUAUUUAGUUGAAGAUUUAGGCAGUGAGAUCUAUUUUUAAGGUUACAAUGUAAAAUUUAGGGUGGGGGAUGUUUAUUUUUUAAAUUAAAAAAAUGGUCAUCAAAAUAUA